Messenger RNA from Oryzias melastigma (Indian medaka), 2931 nucleotides. It is a transcript of the gene atp2c1, whose product is annotated as ATPase secretory pathway Ca2+ transporting 1. Gene Ontology annotation, cellular component: endoplasmic reticulum; Golgi membrane; plasma membrane. The record is from RefSeq and is a predicted model, not a curated record. Gene Ontology annotation, molecular function: P-type calcium transporter activity; ATP binding; ATP hydrolysis activity. Gene Ontology annotation, biological process: manganese ion transport; calcium ion transmembrane transport; intracellular calcium ion homeostasis. The transcript is spliced from 27 exons. The coding region runs from base 165 to 2867 and encodes 900 amino acids. NCBI's taxonomy places the organism in Eukaryota, Metazoa, Chordata, Actinopteri, Beloniformes, Adrianichthyidae.
GCUCUGCUGAAGGCAGAGAGGAACCGGCGCCGGGCCUGCACUGCCGGGCCUCUGCAGGUGAGCGCUCAGGUGGACUUGACCCCAGGUGGAGUCCUGAUGGAGGAGCAUCAUCGGACCUGAACCUGAACCUUUCUGAGAGCCCGCCCUGCAGUGAAGAUGAGAACAUGGUUCCUGUACUGACCUCCAGAGAAGCCAGUGAACUCCCGGUUAAUGAAGUAGUGUGCUCCCUGCAGGCCGACCUGCAGGGGGGGCUGACCCAGGAGGAGGUGCGCCGCAGGAGGGCGUACCACGGCUGGAACGAGUUUGACAUCAGUGAAGAUGAGCCGCUAUGGAAGAAGUACAUCUCUCAGUUCAAGGACCCCCUCAUCCUGCUGCUGCUGGCGUCCGCCGUCAUCAGCAUCCUCAUGCACCAGUUUGAUGACGCCAUCAGCAUCACUGUGGCCAUCAUCAUCGUGGUGACCGUCGCCUUCGUGCAGGAGUAUCGCUCAGAGAAGUCUCUGGAGGAGCUGGGGAAGCUGGUUCCUCCUGAAUGUCACUGCAUCAGGGAGGGCCGCCUGGAGCAGAUGCUGGCCCGGGAGCUGGUUCCUGGGGACACGGUGUGCCUGUCGGUGGGGGAGAGGGUCCCUGCAGACCUGCGGCUGUUCGAGGCCACCGACCUGUCGGUGGACGAGUCCAGUCUGACGGGGGAGACCACGCCCUGCUCCAAGAGCUCCGCCCCCCAGCCCACAUCUGCCAACAGGGACAUCGCCUCCCGCAGCAACAUCGCCUUCAUGGGGACGCUGGUGCGCUGCGGGAAAGCCAAGGGCAUCGUCAUCGGAACCGGAGAGAACUCCGAGUUUGGAGAGAUCUUCAAGAUGAUGCAAGCUGAAGAGGCUCCAAAGACUCCUCUCCAGAAGAGCAUGGACCUGCUGGGGAAGCAGCUGUCUCUGUAUUCGUUCUGCAUCAUCGGGGUCAUCAUGCUGGUGGGCUGGCUGCAGGGGAAGAAGAUCCUGGACAUGUUCACCAUCGGUGUCAGUCUGGCGGUGGCUGCCAUUCCUGAGGGUCUGCCCAUCGUGGUCACGGUGACGCUGGCGCUCGGCGUGAUGCGGAUGGUGAAGAAGAGGGCCAUCGUCAAGAAGCUGCCCAUCGUAGAAACUCUGGGCUGCUGCAACGUCAUCUGCUCCGACAAAACAGGAACUCUCACCAAGAACGAGAUGACCGUCACGCAGCUGUUCACGUCAGACGGGCUCCACGCCGAGGUGACCGGCGUGGGGUACAACGGAGCCGGAGAGGUUCUACUGAGCGGAGACAUCGUCCACGGAUUCUCCUGCCCUUCAAUCAGCAAAAUCGUUGAGGCCGGCUGUGUGUGCAACGACUCGGUCAUCAGGAGCAACAACCUCCUGGGACGUCCCACCGAGGGCGCGCUCAUCGCCCUCGCCAUGAAGAUGGGUCUGGAGGGCGUGCAGCAGGAGUACGUGCGUCUGGAGGAGCACCCCUUCUCCUCUGAGCAGAAGUGGAUGGCGGUCCGCUGCGUCCACCGUACCCAGCAGGACAAGGCGGGCGUGUACUUCGUGAAGGGGGCGUUCGAGCAGGUGGUCCGCUUCUGCAGCUCCUACAACAGCAGAGGCGCCGCGCUGCCGCUCAGCAGCCAGCAGAGGGAGCUCUACCAGCAGCAGAUCAGCUACAUGGGCUCCUCCGGCCUCCGAGUGCUGGCCUUCGCCUCCGGCUCUCAGAUGGGGAACCUGACCUUCCUGGGCCUGGUGGGCAUCAUGGACCCCCCCAGAGAGGGGGUCAAAGAGGCCGUCAGCACGCUCAUCAGCGCCGGGGUCACCGUCAAGAUGAUCACCGGAGACUCUCAGGAGACCGCCAUGUCCAUCGCCAGCCGCCUGGGCCUCCUCUCCAAAGGAUGCCAGAGCCUGUCAGGAGAGGAGGUGGAUCACCUGGACCUGCAGCAGCUCUCUAACGUCGUCCCCAAAAUCGCCGUGUUUUAUCGAGCCAGCCCGCGGCACAAGCUGAAGAUCGUCAAGUCCCUGCAGAACCUCGGCGCCGUCGUCGCCAUGACGGGAGACGGCGUGAACGACGCCGUGGCUCUGAAAGCCGCCGACAUCGGCGUGGCGAUGGGCCGGACGGGCACGGACGUCUGCAAGGAGGCAGCAGACAUGAUCUUGGUGGACGACGACUUCCAGACCAUCAUGUCGGCCAUCGAGGAGGGGAAGGGGAUCUACAACAACAUCAAGAACUUUGUCCGCUUCCAGCUGAGCACGAGCAUCGCAGCGCUCACGCUCAUCUCCUUGGCAACACUGAUGAACUUCCCCAACCCUCUGAACGCCAUGCAGAUCCUGUGGAUCAACAUCAUCAUGGACGGACCGCCAGCUCAGAGUUUGGGGGUGGAGCCAGUGGACCGCGAGGUGAUCAGGAAGCCCCCCCGGAACGUCAGAGACAGCAUCAUCACGCGCAGCCUCAUCGUCAAGGUCUUGGUGUCGGCCAUGAUCAUCGUCUGUGGGACUCUGUUCGUCUUCUGGAGAGAGUUGCAGGACAACGUGAUCACUCCCCGAGACACCACCAUGACCUUCACCUGCUUCGUCCUAUUCGACAUGUUCAACGCUCUCAGCUCGCGCUCUCAGACUCGGAUGGUCCAUGAGAUGGGGCUGUGCAGCAACCGGACCUUCUGCUAUGCCGUCCUGGCCUCCAUCAUGGGUCAGCUGCUGGUCAUCUACUUCCCUCCUCUGCAGAGCGUCUUCCAGACGGAAAGCCUCAGCGUCUUCGACCUGCUGUUCCUGGUGGCCCUCACCUCCUCCGUGUGCGUCGUCUCUGAGCUCAUCAAGAAGGUGGAGAGGGUGAGAGGAGCCCCGAGGAGCCCCCCCACCGACCUGUUCCUGGACGUAUGACGCCGCGCACCACCCCUCCCCCCUCAGCUGUGGCGGGGGGAGCUGGCGGCGCCACCUUCUUGGC